Messenger RNA from Scomber scombrus (Atlantic mackerel), 1255 nucleotides. RefSeq lists its product as uncharacterized. Bases 59 to 1255 code for a protein of 398 amino acids. Gene Ontology annotation, biological process: protein ubiquitination. Gene Ontology annotation, molecular function: ubiquitin-protein transferase activity. The transcript has 10 exons. NCBI's taxonomy places the organism in Eukaryota, Metazoa, Chordata, Actinopteri, Scombriformes, Scombridae. The record is from RefSeq and is a predicted model, not a curated record.
UGUGCAAACUCUUGAGGCAGCUGGAAGCACAAGGCUGUAUGAUGCACUACAGCAUGGAAUGGUGGAGUUGGAAAAAAUAAAGAAGAAAUUUCCAGACUGUAGACUUCGCAUUCUGUGUCUCACAGAUGGAAAUGAUUAUAGAUCUUCAAACAAGCCAGCUGCUGUUGCAGUCAAACUGAUCAACUCUGGCAUCAUAGUGGACUCCAUUCUUCUGGGAAAAGUGCAGAACAAUAUGCUUCAUGGAAUCAGCAAUGCAACAGGGGGUUGCUGUUUUAAACCAAUGACAAGCAAAGAUGGAGUCAAGCUUUUUGAGAUUGAGACUGUUCUUUCUUUGGAGAUGAGGAAACCCAAGAGCAAAGCUGACCCUUCCUCCAUCACAGAGAGUUUUUUAACUGGACUCUUUGCCACUCAUGGGUAUGAUGAAUUCCCUGAGGCUGCCUUACCAAGUCAGAUAAACAGCAAAGUGACAGUGACACACUGUGCCCUGAAAAAGAGGAUUCUGGAGGCCAAAGAUGUACGUUUCAUGGAGAAAGACAAACGUAUCCUGGAGGAGCUGAAGAGUCUGCAUUGUCACCCACAUCCUUACUUUACUGUCCUUCCAUCAGAAUCAGACCUCACCUUCUGGAAGAUUCUCAUGGAGGGUCCUCCUGACACUCCUUAUGAGAAAGGAGUGUUUGAGCUGUUCUGCCAGUUUGGUGAUGACUAUCCAGUGAAGCCUCCACUUGUUCGCUUUGUCACACGUAUGUACCACUGCAAUAUUAACAGUGUUGGGCGCAUCUGCCACAACAUAUUUGACCGCAACUACAAUGCCCAAAUCACCAUGAGAGAUCUCUUUGAUGCUGUGUAUGGACUGCUAAUCAUCCCUGAGCCUGAAGAUCCAUUAGACAGCAUUUUGGCCGAAGAAUACCUCACCAGCCGUGAGACAUAUGACCAAGAGGCCAAAAAACACACUGAGAAGACUGCCGGGCAGUCACUGGAUGACAUGGAGAAGAAAUUGGUGGAACCUGUGGAACAGUUUGUACCCGAACAUCUCCGCUGUUCACUCACCAAGAAGGUAUUUGUUGAUCCCGUGAAAACCAUACGUGGAUCAGUGUAUGAACGGAAGGCCAUUGAAAAACACCUAAAAAUAUACAGACAUGAUCCAUUGGCUGGCACAAAUACAAUGCUCAGAAGAACCGAUCUUAAACCUGACCAUGAUAUGAAGAAAAUGGUGACAGAUUAUCGUCGUCGUCAAAUUCUGGAAACCAGUGUGUAG